AUGGGCAGACUUGAGACCACCCGCAGAACACCAGCGGCAGGCCACCACCCCAACAAUCGCUCCACUGCGAAUCUUGUUACCUAUCGCUUCCGGGGGAAGAUGGUAUACGUGACGGCUGCACCAUCAUAUGAGAAAGCCGUUGAGUUUGCCAAGGUCCUCUUCCGCGAAGAUCUGCGCGACGUCGACGACUCCUGCAUCUCGUUUUACGUGACCGUGAACGCGCCAACCGGCAUACAAAGCGUGCAGAUCUCCCCCAUGGCGUGGAAAGAAGUGACAACCACCCUCGUGCGCUACGAGAUCAUAGACGUGAUCGUCGAGCCACAGGUCGUCAUUCAUGAGGCGGAGACACCCCCGAACUACCUCGACGUCGUCAGCAAGGAGCGCAAACCCGAAGUCGCACGCGCAAGAUCUACUACACCUGACCCCGAGCGGUCGCGUACCGCCGCCGCCGCUGGCAGAAAAGAGAAGGCCCUCAGCUGGAUCGAGAAGCGUUUGAUGUAA
This is a messenger RNA of Postia placenta MAD-698-R-SB12, 501 nucleotides long. RefSeq lists its product as hypothetical. Bases 1 to 501 code for a protein of 166 amino acids. NCBI's taxonomy places the organism in Eukaryota, Fungi, Basidiomycota, Agaricomycetes, Polyporales, Adustoporiaceae. The transcript has 2 exons. The record is from RefSeq and is a predicted model, not a curated record.